Panicum virgatum (switchgrass) is the source of this 1424-nucleotide messenger RNA. RefSeq lists its product as uncharacterized. NCBI's taxonomy places the organism in Eukaryota, Viridiplantae, Streptophyta, Magnoliopsida, Poales, Poaceae. The coding region runs from base 70 to 1293 and encodes 407 amino acids. The transcript has 7 exons. The record is from RefSeq and is a predicted model, not a curated record.
GCAAGCCCGUAUCUAAGUUGCAUUGUUAAGCAUCACCAUUAGCGUCGUCUUCACGAGAACUAGAGAGAAAUGUCAUCUGUUCUUCUCAUCAGGGUUGUCACCAUACUGUUGGCGGCGGCAGCCGGAGCUUGCACAUUGGUUCACAAAACCAUCGAGAGCGACAAUGGCGACUUGAUCGACUGCGUGGACAUGUACCAACAACCGGCGCUCAAGAACAUUUCACCCGGCCGCCGGCAGAUUCAGGCGAAGCCGGAGAUGAGCAUGGAAGCAGUAGUAAUGGCGGCCAACGCCUCUAGGUCGUCGAUGGUGCGGGCGCGGCAACAAAUCUGGUGGAAACACGGCAGCUGCCCGGCGGGGACCGUCCCUAUCCUCAGGGCCUCCGGCCGCGCCAACCCGGAGGUCGCCGAGCUGGUGCGCCGGGCCUCGCCGUUCGGGCGCCCAGCUGGGUCCGCCUUGUGGGACACCUCCGAAGCCAUGGACACGCCGACGGGCAAAGUGGAGGUGGCCGCUGCUUACUCGACGAACGGGCCUUUCCUUGGGGCUCGGGCGGACAUACCUUACUGGAGGAUCGACGUGCAUCCUGGCGAGUUCUCCAUGAACUACAUUUUGAUUGGUUACACUCUGGACACCAACUACGUGCCGAUGCCGGGGUCUAAACCGCCUGCAGAUCUUACCAACCAGAUUGCCGUUGGUCUCGUCGCUUGGCCUUCGCUCUUUGGAGACUCCUUAUCGAGAUUGUUCGUCUAUUACACUACUGAUGGUGGAGUUCACAACAAUUGCUUCAAUCUUGAUUGCGGAGGGUUUCACCUUCACCAGAGCUCGUUCGCUCUUGGAGAUGCAUGGAGAGACAGUGACUCACAGGUUGGAGGGGAGAGAUUCGGUGUGACAGUUAGCAUACACAGGGGCCCCGCCGACUUGAACUGGUGGGUGUCGGUGAUGGACCAGGAGAUCGGCUACUACCCGGAGACCAUCUUCAACACGCGGUUCCCGCAGGCCGUGUACGUGGAGAUGGGCGGGCGGGUGCUCAACACCAGGCCCGGCGGCAACCACACCACCACGCCCAUGGGGAACGGCAUCCCGUCCUGCGCCGGCUCCCGCUUUGCCGCCACCAUCAUGGAGUUCAGCGGCAUCAACUUCAACGGCGUCCUCUUCAACGACAACGCCCACCGAACCAUCGCCACCUCGCCCAGCUGCUACGGAGCUAAUCCCAUGGGGUUCGGGAGAACCAGGCCGGGGUACAACGUUGCCUACGGAGGACCUGGAGGGAUAUUCUGUGACCAAGCUGACGGCUAGCUAGCUAGGAUCAGCAAUUAGCUAGUAGAUGAUUGAUCAGAUGUUUUAUUUCUUUCUUCAAGGAAACUAGGCUGUCAUGCAUGCAUGUCACCUCUCCUCCACCAUUAACUAAUAAUAAAGUUUCCCUCGAA